UCAUAAACAGUAUGCGCACACGCACAUGACUCUACAAAAUUUCCAAAAUGGCGGCGGUAGGAGCUUUGACAAAAAUGCCCGACUUCAAAGGAGGAUUUUCCUUUGAAAAUUGCCAAAGAAACGCCAUGCUUGAUAAUCUCGGCGUCAAAGCGCCGACCGCCCGCAAGACAGGGACCACGAUCGCCGGCAUUGUCUUCAAGGAUGGUGUCAUCCUUGGUGCUGAUACAAGAGCAACAGAGGAUACUAUUGUUGCAGACAAGAACUGCUCAAAGAUUCACUACAUAGCACCUAAUAUUUAUUGUUGUGGAGCCGGAACUGCUGCUGACACAGAAUACGUCACAGAUCUCAUCUCAUCACAAAUUCAGCUGCAUUCGCUUAACACUGGGAGACAGGCCAGAAUUGUUACUUCAUUGAGAAUGUUGAAACAGAGGUUAUUUAGGUAUCAAGGUUACAUUAGUGCGGCCCUUGUUCUAGGCGGAGUUGACUUUUCAGGACCCCACCUUCACACUGUGUACCCCCACGGCAGCACCGACUCCCUGCCGUAUGUGACAAUGGGAUCUGGAUCCCUGGCAGCCAUGGCAGUUUUUGAAUCUCGAUAUAGACCAGAUAUGGAGCUUGAAGAAGCCAAGCAACUAGUACGUGAUGGCAUUGCAGCUGGUAUUUUCAAUGACCUGGGUUCUGGUAGCAAUGUGGACCUGUGUGUGAUUACCAAAGAUGGUGUGGAUUACAUCAGGCCAUAUGACGUAGCCAAUCUCAAGGGUGAACGGCAGGGCCGAUACACCUACAAGCGAGGAACCACAGCUGUUCUCACCAAGAAAGUUACACCUAUAGUUGUUGAUGUCACCCAGACGAGAGUUGAACCCAUGGAAAUGUAGACUCAACACACCAAACAAAACCUGCACACCUAAACUAGACCAUGCUGUCACCCACUUGUCUAGGCCCACUGUUAGAUCCCAUUCUUUUUUUGUGUUUUGAAUUUCCAAGUAGGAAAUGCUGCUAACAAGAUGUAGAGUUUAAGGGUGAGGCACACAUAUUCACUAACCUAGUAACUAAAAGGAAAACUUUUUGUAAAUGUGUUUUGGCCUCCAAAACUCUUUGCUUUUUUAUUAAAAAAGAAAAGUUGUUUCUUCUGGUUUUGUAUGUGUAUACAAGUUCUUCUCUUUUUCUUGUCUAACCUUUGGUGAAAAAAAUAUCAUCUGAAUACACUGUAUUUGGUUGUGCUUGUAAGACAAUAAAUCACACUCUGUCGCCA
This is a messenger RNA of Nematostella vectensis (starlet sea anemone), 1252 nucleotides long. Its product is annotated as proteasome subunit beta type-7. Gene Ontology annotation, cellular component: proteasome core complex. The transcript has 10 exons. The record is from RefSeq and is a predicted model, not a curated record. NCBI's taxonomy places the organism in Eukaryota, Metazoa, Cnidaria, Anthozoa, Actiniaria, Edwardsiidae. Bases 48 to 875 code for a protein of 275 amino acids. Gene Ontology annotation, molecular function: threonine-type endopeptidase activity.